This is a messenger RNA of Pangasianodon hypophthalmus (striped catfish), 2584 nucleotides long. It is a transcript of the gene pgfb, whose product is annotated as placental growth factor b. The transcript has 7 exons. Gene Ontology annotation, molecular function: chemoattractant activity; growth factor activity; vascular endothelial growth factor receptor binding. Gene Ontology annotation, cellular component: membrane. NCBI's taxonomy places the organism in Eukaryota, Metazoa, Chordata, Actinopteri, Siluriformes, Pangasiidae. The record is from RefSeq and is a predicted model, not a curated record. Bases 421 to 903 code for a protein of 160 amino acids. Gene Ontology annotation, biological process: positive regulation of mast cell chemotaxis; induction of positive chemotaxis; vascular endothelial growth factor signaling pathway.
UGAAAAGUGCUGAGGGCCAAUUAGUAGCCCAAGUGUGUGAGCAUGCAGAGGAAACGCACAGGAUGAGCAGCACACAGAAGCUUUAAAGCGCACACUGAAAAGCCACGCGCACUGACAGAAAGGCAACAAGUCCUCCUUAGCUUUGCAUGCAAUAUCUCUGACAUGUUUCCGUUUCGGAGCCAUUCAAGGAUCUGAUACGGCUGUGCUGAGAAACGUCUGGAGUGUUUUGAUAUUUAUCUAGUCAGUCAGGAAGGGACGGUCGCGCGCGCAUCUUUUUUAUUCGGCGAACACACUCAAGUCGUUGCUUCUUCUUCUUCUUCUUGUCGUGGGAUAUAUUUCUGACUUUUACGUAGCUGUUCCUGAGUGGAUUUGUGUCACUGAAGUGAGUGGACUCAGGUCUUGGCACUGAAGUGUCCCAGCAUGAGCGUGUUGGCGUCGCUGGUGCAGGUCAUAGCGGCUGCGGUGCUGACGCUGCCCCUGGCUCAGUGUUCCCACUCAGGCUUUACCAACAGCACCUCUAAAGUAAUCCUGUUUCAGGAGGUGUGGGGACGGAGCUUCUGCCGCACCAUCGAGACACUGGUGGAUGUAGUGCAGGAGUAUCCUGGGGAGGUGGAGCACAUGUACAGCCCGUCCUGCGUGCCAUUGGUCCGUUGUGCUGGUUGCUGUGGAGAUGAGAACCUUGAGUGCCACCCCACACUAACCUCUAACGUCACUAUGCAAUUAUUAAAGCUGAAGCCAGCAGAGCAGAGACAGGAGUAUGUAGAGAUGACUUUUGUGGAGCAUAAAAGCUGUGAAUGUAGACUAAGAAAGCGUACACCAAAACAUGACAGAGUUUAUCAUUUCUUAAUUGUAGGUGGAAGCCAAGAGGACGGGGGAAAAAAAGAAAGGAGAAACAGCGAGUGAAAGACUGUGAUGGGUGCCAGCCUCCUCGAAGGUAAACGCAGUCUCUUCCUGCUCUCUGCCCAUCCCAUACUGCCUGCCCCUUCAGUGUACUGCCAGCCUCUUACAGCAUCCUGCGUCACCUCAACCACCAGAUCCAAGAUGCACCAUUGUCAUGGUGAUGGGGAGAUCACCGGGGACAUUUCAUAUAAAGGGAAGUGCCUUUUGUGAGGUGAUACCCUCAGACGUGCAUCUCACAAAUCUCCUGAGGAGCAUAACAGUGGUGGGCCAGACCUAGUGUCUGAGCUAGAACAUGACCCCACAGGACACUGGCUAUAUAAAGUAAAAAAAAAAAUAUAUAUAUAUAUAUAAUUGUUAAUAAUAUAUUAUUAUUAUUAUUAUUAUUAUUAUUAUUACGCACACUAUCUAUGACAUAUCACAUCUUUUUAUUUAUUGCUUGCAAACCAGAAGAGAGAGCAUGUUUGGUUGUUUAUGACUGAAUACUCUGCUGAAGUUUGGCAUGAGUACAAAUUGGGAUUUUUUUUUUUUUUUUUUUAGAGAUAAAAAUUUAAUCACCAAAGACAGUUGGUUUUGCUAGAAAACUAACAGUAAUCAUUUCUGAUGUUUCAUUCACCGAGAUAAGCAAUGAGCUUCUUUAUUCUUGUAUUAAUGAGUUCUCAGAGUAAAUGUAAUUACAUAUGCAAUAACUGCAAGCUGAUAGUUAUGCAAGAAUUGAAAGCUGGGACAAAGACCAAGAAACUCCUCCCUCCUUAUAUAUUCCCUGUUCACACAUACCAGUUCCUGUGAAGACUUUUCUCUCUCUGUCUCCUCCCUGUCCCCCAUGACCCCUCUACGCUUGUGUCGUUAGCAGAUUGUCUGUUGGUUUGGCAUUCUAGCUGUCAGAGCUCCAAUCCAACUUCUCUGAGUUUGUCUUUUCUUACAAGCAUUCACUCCACAAACCAAAUUCUUAAGCUUGAAUAAGUCUACAUGGAGAAUGGUGCACAUGGACUGCAUUAGAGCUCUAAGUGACUUCUUAUAUGGUUCGUACAUUGACGUAGUGACCUCUACUGGUAUCAAGAAAGCAAUUCAAUAUAUUAUCAUUUUCCAAACAUAAACAAACCUGCUGUACCGUACAUAUGAUUUAAAUAAUGACAGUUCAUGGAAGAGCCAGUGAAUUUGAUGAAUUUGUGUAUAUGAUUUUGCAAUACGAGAGACGAGUGUAAAUCAACAUAAACUGAAGUUUGAAAUAAAAGUUUAUUAUUUUUGUCUAUUAAAAUGGUUCAAAAAAGGAUGGGUUCAGGUCAGCAACAUGAUGAGACUCAACCAAAAAAAUAUAAAUAAUAAUAAUAAAUUAAAAAACAACAACACCUGCUGCUAAUACUACUUGGCCUUUAAAUACAAAAGUGACAAUAUCAGUUUAACAGUGACUAAUAGGCUUUUAUCAAAUUAGUAUUGUGUAAAUUCUUUCAUUUCUCAGAUUUUAUUAGCACAGCACCAGAUAUAGGAUUGUAUUGGACUUAAACUGGCAGCAUUUUUGUUGUGUUGCUGAGUGUGAACGUAAGAGCAAUUUUUUUCAUUUUUAUUACCAUCAUGGGUCAAGAGUUUUAAAGUUAUUUUCAGUUUCAUGUAUAUUGUACAUAUUUAUAUAUGAUUUUGAUAAUGUAUUGCUAUCGUGCCACUGCCAAUAAAGAGAUACAUCAUCUAA